AUGCUGAUUUCAGAUUUGGUGAGUUUGGAUGCGAAUCCCAGCUUUGAGAAGACUUGGUCGCAGGUUUACUUGUCAUGCUGUAGCACGGAGAGAGGCGGGGAUUGCUGGAGACACUGUGAGGGUUGCUGCUGCCAUGAUCUCGACUUCGCCCAUCUCAGAGAAGCCGUGGCCAGCCACGUCUACGCGCUGGACUUUCUGGCUCCUGCAGACAAAGUGAAGCGGGCUUUCUGGUUGAUGCCAGAGGUCUAUGUGGCGGGUCUCCAUGUGACGCAUCAUUGCUUUGGAGAUGUGGCCAGUUGGUUGGCCUCCAAGGACCCGUUGGGCAUCCUGUCUCUCCGCCUUUUCUUCCACGAAGUCGAAUCUCAAUGGACGCAGAACAAUAAGGUGGCCUUGGACUUUCGGGAGCUGACGCACGCGCAAUCCACCUGGGGGAUGAUGCAGAUUGCUCUGAGAAUUUUCAGCUGGCGGCAGAUUGCAGUGAGUGGUUGGCCAUUGCUAAACCUCGCAAAGGCCCUCUACCUGUUCUUUGAGCCUCCGGUGACUUUGAUCGAGGAGCAAGAGGCGCUAUGGAAAGAUGCCAAAGCGGAUGGGAGAUUUUUCCGGCUUCUGUGGAAACAUGCUGCUCCUUUGAAACCCUUUAUCAGCAGCAUGCAGAAGGAUGAGACGGCUACGCACCAAGACGAAGAUGUGGAACGGCAGCUCCAAGAGCUUUGCGCAGAAGUCUCUCCCAAGCUACGAGGAGUGAGGCAGCUGGUGCAGGCGCAGCUUCGUCACGAUGACCGCACGAUGCCUUCUUGCCAGUCGUUUGCACUGGAUGAAGUGUCUGAUGUGGUGGCAGACAUGGUGGGCAAGGUACCAAGACUUCAUGAUUUGAUCUUCCAUCCAUUUCCAGUACUCACGCUGUUGGAUCGCUUGUUGUUGCCCACCUCAAUAUGGGCAGGGCUUCAGCUGUGCAUUCCCUCGUUAUGGAGACAUGAUCUGGCAGCCGCCACUGCUGCGAGGAUACGCGGCACUUUGGUUGCGCGGCCGCAACCAGGUAGCCCUGGAUGCCAGGAGCUGCAGGACCUGAUUAAAGAGAGGGACAUCGGCUGCAUGGUUGACGUAGGAUCUAUGUUUGGAGCCUGCGCCGCAGCAGCCGCGAAUGAGUUUCCAGAGGUGCGAGUUGUGGCAUAUGACAAGAGCUGGUCCAAUAUCCGUGCUUUGGAAAGGACUGCAGCUUUGUCAAAUUUGAGUGUGGAGGCACAUGCCGUGUGCAUGGUCAACACUCAAGAGGAGUGUGAAGGCUGCCAGGCCUGCCGGACCCUGGCUGAGGAAUAUCCCUUUGGCUCGGAGGGUCGCAUCCUGCUGUGGAUGAGUCAAAUGAGUGGUCCACUGCACUUCAUCUUGAAGGGCGGUAGACCUCUCUUUGAGAAGCAAUUGAUUCACACCGUGGCAGUGAUGACGAUACCCAAAGAGAUCAACGGAAUCAAGCGCACACUGGGAAGAGGCUAUGACUUCGAACUGCGAUGGCAAAACUCCUCACUGCAUUCCACCGUGCUGCUGGUGGCGUCCCUGCGAGAGUUUGGCAAAGAUCUGGACUCAGCAGAUCAGCAGAGCUGCGGGAAAACGCACCGUUGUGUGAAUCGAGCCGCCUAUUCGGCCGCCAGGGCUGUGUGUCGUCAAGAGAUUCUCACCAAGGGCAUCUGCGAAAUCCCUGGAUUUCUGCAACCCGAAGCCGUCCGAAAGAUCUUGUGUUCAGCGGAGCAGCUGAAAAAACGACCUGGUUGCGGAUUCAGAUCCUUCGAAGAACACAAUGUGUAUCUUGAGGAGAAAGCGGAUGUAAGUCGAAUCCGCUCUGCAUCCUUUAGCAGUUCAAAGGUCUUGAUCAAUCAAGCAGAAUUGGCUGAAGGUUGUCCGGAACUCGUUGAGCUGUUCCACUGGGAUGGUUUGAGACAGCUGCUUCAAGAGGCCUUUGGCUUGGAGAAGUUGUUUUGCUCUGCAGAUCCAUUGGGCGGAGUUUACUUGAACUUUUUCGAGAAGGGGGAUCAGCUAGGGUGGCACUUUGAUCGCUCAGAGAUGCUGCCAUGGCAUUUGUUGGUUUACACCACUGGACAUCGACAUCUCUUCACAUCACAGCAAGACGUCAACAUCACAGCAAUGGCUCCAGUGGAGAGUCCAGGCACCAUGGAACUGGAAAAGCUUCUGACGCAGGGCUCCUCUUGUGUGACCUUGGCCAUGGUGACGGUUAGAGAAGAAGAUUGUUUGUCCAGCAAAAUCCUGGGCCACUUCAGUGCAGGGAGCCAUCUCCAGGUGCUCCAGCUCUCAGAUGCCAAACCAGGAGAACUGCUGCGAGCCGAAGUGAAAUCCACUUCGAUGCAAGGUUGGAUCACGGUUCGCAACACCGUUGGCCAAGCAUUGGUUGGAAUGCAAGCCAACAAGGUGACCCGUUCCACUCGCUUGGACGAGGUGAUGAAAGGCUCGCAGUUGGAGACGCUUCGCCUCAUGACCCUGCGCACCGGGGAGGCGUUGAGUAGUGAAUGUGUUGGGCAGCUGCCGGCGCAUACCAGGAUCCAGGUCCUGGAGCUGGUCGGAGAGGCGCAAGGAGCUCUGAGGCGUGCGAAGAUUGCUACCUUGGAGUCAGCACCGCCCAAAGAGGGCAAGAUGGAAGGAUGGGCGAGCUUAUCGGACUCCAAAGGCAACGUGCUAGUGAGGACUUCAGCCACUUCCUCCAGGAGGCCUCUGAUCAAAGAGAUCGUGGACGAUGGAGCCAUUUCCUUGCAAAAGAAACAAGCCAAUUUGGCAAUGGGUUUGCUGAAUUCCGCUAGGUCUGGGGACUUUGAAAAGUUCAAGGAGAUUGCAGAGGCUGUGGCUCGCGAAGGUGACGAUUCGCCCAUGUCUCCUUCCAGGCGUCGUGACAGCCCGCUGGACUGCUGCGACGUGCGCGGCCGCACGCCCUUGAUCUACGCCGCGGCGUUUGGCUCGGUCUCCAUUGUUGAGUUUUUGCUCAACAAAGAUGAGGUGUACGUGAACGCUAUGGAUGAUACGCAGAAGACUGCACUGCAUCAUGCAGCCCGUCACUCGCAGGCUGAGAUCUUGCGCCUCCUGCUGAAUGCUGGAGCAAUGAGCGAAGCAAGAGAUCACAACGGCUGCACGGCCCUGAUGUUCUGUGCUGGCACUGGCAAUGUGGCAGGUUUGCAAGCGCUCUUGGAAAAGCACGCCAAUCCCUGUGUGGAAGACUAUCAGGGUAACAGCGCGCUCUCCUACGCCAAAGACUUGAAUCAUCAGGAGAUCGUCGAGAAGCUCAUAGCAGCUGGUGCUGUCGAGGAAGCUCAAAAUGAAGAAAGCUCAGUGCAAAAGAACAGAAAGAGACGAGUCAGGACUGAGACCGUAGCUCAAGCUGACCUUGAAGAGGCAGUACAAGUAGCUUUGGAGGUCUUGGAGCCAGGCCUUUCGGAAGAGGAGCAGCGCCGCAGCGCGGCAGAGAAACGCCUAGAGGAGCUGUUGCACGGCUCCAGUCUGCGGGAUGUAGAGGCAGCUUUGGAAGGUGCUCGUCAAGCUGGCGUCAAGGACGAGGCCCUCUUGAACGCCGCCAACAAGAGACUAGAAGAGUUGCAGGAGCGAGACCAGGCCUUGGAUCAUUUGCUGGCGGCCAUCGAUGAGAUCCAGCAGCAGAAGAGCAAGCCAGUUGGCAUGCAGGGUUUGGCGUCCUUAGAGGAGGCAUUGCAAAAAGCAAAGGAAAAGGGCGUGGCAGAGAAGGACUUGGAGCCUGGGCAACGGGUCUUCCAAGAAGAAGUUCCAAGAGCGAAGGCGCGUCAGCAGUUGCGAGAAGCCCAAAAUAACGAUGCCAGUGCCCUGCGCGACGCCAUUGCGGCGGCCAAGAAUUGCCAGCUCCCCGAGGAGGAGAUGCAGCCCUUCGAGGAACUGCUUCGGGGUGCCGAAUCAAAGGAAGCAGCUGAGGCAGCUCUAAAGAAGGCCCAAGAAUCCAGAGAUAUUGCCGCCUUGAAGUUUGCGCUACAGCAGGCAAGGGAGGCUGGCGUGGAUGCCAACGUGAUUUCAGAGGCUGAGGAGAUCUUAAAAGUGGAGGCCCCGAAGCAUGAAGCCCGGCAGCAGAUGGCAACCCAAUUGGCCAAGGUGAGCAAUGCAGGUGAUGAAGGUCCAUCCCUGGAAGACCUCAACUUGCUACAGGAAGCGAUCGACCAAGCCAAGUCGGUGCAGCUGCCAGAAGAAGAGUAUGCUCGAGCCCUGACCAUCCUAGCCCAAGAACAACAGAGGGCCACCUGCAAAGCGGAGGUGGCCAAGGUGCUGGCAGAGGUGAAGGAAGUCGAUAAGACCAGUAUAGAAAGUGUGGAGACUGCAAAAGAGAAACUCGGUAAUGCACUUCUGGCGGCAAAGGCAUCCUCAGUGCCCUCCAUGGCCCUCCGCGAAGCGGAUGCCUUCCGAAGGAGGCUUCACAACAUGGUGGAAGAUCUGAAGGGAUCCAUCCGCGUCUUCUGCCGAGUGCGACCAUUGAGCGGGAGAGAGAAGGAUCUGAAGGACACAGAUAUCUCCCAGCAAGUUGACACCAUGACGGUGACCGUGCAAAAGCCGAGCGUCGGAACCAUCGCCAACGACGCGGAGCAGUUCAACUUCGAUGCCGUUUUCAAACCCGGCACGCAGGCAGAAGUCUUUGAUACCUGUCGUGAUCUGGUGCAAUCUGCACUGGAUGGAUACAACGUCACGAUGUUUGCCUAUGGCCAGACAGGUGCCGGAAAGACUUUCACCAUGUAUGGUGGCCCUGGUGACAUGAAGGGCACCGCCCCCCGAACCAUCGAUGAACUGUACAGGUUGAUCAAGAAAGAUGAGGAUCGGGUGCAAUUCACAGUCAUGGCGUCAAUGAUGGAGCUCUACAGAAAUGAGUUGGUCGAUCUCUUGACGCAGAAGAACAGCGGUGGUGCGUCUCCGAAACGGAAGAGUCAGCGACCCGAAACCGCUGCUGUGGACCAAAAGCUCAAUGUCCGCCUGGAUAAGAACGGAGCCGUGCAAAUCGAGCACUUGUACGAGGAGGAGUGCAAGACUGCGCAGGCCUUGUCCGAUCUUCUCGAGCGUGGAAAUCAGAUGCGCACCGUCUGUGCCACCAAGAUGAACAGCGAGAGUUCUCGAUCGCACCUCAUCCUGAUUAUUCGAGUCGUGGGCGUCAACAAAGAGACGGAGCAGAAGUUGAGCGGAAAGAUCCUGUUGUGCGACUUGGCCGGAUCAGAACGACUCAAGAAGUCAGAUGUCUCUGGGGAAGCACAAAAGGAAGCCAUUGAAAUCAACAAGUCCUUGACUGCCUUGGGCGAUGUGAUGGAGGCAUUGGUGAAAGGCAAUCCACAUGUGCCUUACAAAAACCACAAGUUGACGCAGGUGAUGUCCGAUGCCUUGGGCGGAACGUCCAAGACGCUGAUGUUUGUGAACUGCUCACCUGCCAGCUCCAACUUUGAGGAAACACUUAUGACGUUGAAGUUUGCUUCUCGUGCAAAGACCAUCACGAACGAUGUGAAGCGCAAGAUGAUCGCCAAAGCGAAGCCUAUGCCGAAGGCAUGAGCGCGAAGAAUGGAUGGAAUGUGAAGCUGCGUAUUGGCCAAGGCUUGCAAGGCCCAUGGCGCAGCCUGACAUUCCUGGAAUUGGUGUCACUGGCGCUAGACAUUUAUCGACGUUUUCGUUCAGUUGAUCAGUCCG
This is a messenger RNA of Cladocopium goreaui, 5676 nucleotides long. Lineage: Eukaryota; Dinophyceae; Suessiales; Symbiodiniaceae. The record is from the annotation of a GenBank genome assembly.